AUUCUCUUUCUUUUACUCCUUUUUCCCCCUGUCUGCUCUGGAAUAUUAUUUUUGUCUAUCUGGGGGCCUUCAUGCUUGCGGUCUUUUCAAUCUAUAAUCAACAACAUAGAUGGUGGGGUUGGUGGAAGUUUUUUCUUUUAUGCAUGUCCAAUUAUUUGAAUUUCUCUUGAAGCAAUUCAAUUUGAGUCUAUUCAUUAUCAAGCCUCAUAGGGCGUUGCUUUAAGGGAAAAACACAGAAGAAAGAGCGAUUUCGGUGCUGCAGAACUGAAGACAUUUGAGCUAAUUCAAGAGGUUGUACCAACUUGCACCAAAUAAUAUUGCAUGGGUUGGUUUACUAAACUGCUCAAGGGAUCCAACCGUAAAUAUUCAGGAGGAGGAUAUCAUGGGAAAUAUGAAGAGGACAGAUAUUCAGACAAUCAUGAUAAUUCAGCGGAUGAUUUGACGGAAAUUGAGAAAGAAGAAAUUGAUCGGGCAAUAGCACUCUCUCUUUCAGAGGCAGAUCCGAAAGGGAAAGGAGUUAUUGAGGACGACUCUGAAUCUGAAGAUGAUGAACUGUGUCCACUUGACGAUGAGGAAGACAAUCGUGUUGGGGAAGUUCAGCAAGACGAAGAUGACCAUCAUGCUCAAAUUCAACAGGAUGAAGACAAAAAUCUUGAUGAAUUUCAACUUGAGGAAGAUGAACAACUUGCCAGGGCAAUUCAAGAAAGUUUGAGCAUCAGUUCUCCUCCUCGAUCUGACACUGAUUCUUUAUUUCAACCUCUUGCAAACUUAUUCCCACCUGUUUACAGAACUUGUGCUGGUUGCAAUGCCGAGAUUGGCAGUGGAAGAUUUUUGAGUUGCAUGGGAGGUUUUUGGCAUCCCGAAUGUUUUUGUUGUCAUGCUUGCAAACUUCCAAUCACUGAUUAUGAGUUUUCAAUGUCUGGAAAUGGCCGUUAUCAUAAGUCCUGCUAUAAGGAGUUGCAUCAUCCGAAAUGUGAUGUUUGCAAAAACUUUAUCCCACCAAACUCAGGUGGCCUCAUUGAGUAUAGAGCACAUCCUUUCUGGCUACAAAAAUAUUGCCCAUCGCAUGAGCGUGAUGGAACUCCUCGUUGUUGUAGCUGUCAAAGAAUGGAGUCAGUGGAUGCCAAAUAUCUGUUGCUUGAUGAUGGCCGAAAGCUGUGUCUGGAGUGUCUUGACUCAGCUAUCAUGGAUACCCAUGAAUGCCAACCUCUCUAUGUUGAGAUACAAGAAUUUUAUGAAGGCUUACAUAUGAAGAUAGAGCAGCAAAUUCCUAUGCUUUUGGUUGAGAGACAAGCACUGAACGAAGCCAUGGAGGGAGAGAAGAAUGGUCAUCACCACUUACCUGAAACUAGAGGACUUUGCUUGUCUGAAGAGCAAACUGUUCCCACUAUUUUAAGGAGACCAAGGAUAGGGGCAGGAUACCAGCUCAUAGAUAUGAUAACUGAGCCUUUUAGACUGAUCCGUCGAUGCGAUGUGACAGCCAUACUUGUUUUGUAUGGCCUUCCCAGGUAUCCUUCUGAUGCCUACNUUUAA
This is a messenger RNA of Vigna umbellata (rice bean), 1533 nucleotides long. The record is from RefSeq and is a predicted model, not a curated record. Lineage: Eukaryota; Viridiplantae; Streptophyta; Magnoliopsida; Fabales; Fabaceae.